CUUCCCAGACCGGCCGCCCGGAGCCGGGAGGGGUGGGGUCGGGCCUCUUCCCCUUUGGGUCCUGCCCGGGUGCCCCGAGGAGCUGGGAUGGAGGCGAGGCGGCUGCUCCGGGUGGGACAGUCUAUGAAGUCUUAGGACAGUACUGAUGGAAGGCCCUUUGCAAACCUCCAUUCAUGUGUGCCAUGAAAAUGCUCAGUGGAUGUCAAAAUUACCAGAAAAGCUUUGGGAUACUCCCCUCUUUAACUUAUCUCUUCCAGGUAGUCAUGACACUAUGACCUACUGCUUGGAUAAGAACUCUGCUGUUAGUGGCAAUGAAUCCAAGCUGGUGAAGUUUUUAAAUAAAUGUAUGCCCUGCAUUGUACACCCUAUUAUUAUGAAGUGGUCCAUAACACAGGUGCUAACUGUGACGGAGCAACUUGAGGCCGGAGUUAGAUAUUUGGAUUUUAGGAUUGCCCACAAGGCUGGCGAUCCAUCUAUGAAUCUGUACUUCGUGCAUAUGGUAUACACAACAGUUACUGUACAGGAUAUUCUGUGGGAAGUAUUAAAGUGGUUGGAAACUCAUCCUCAGGAAGUUGUUAUCUUGGCCUGCAGGAAUUUUGAUGGAUUAACCAAGAAACUUCACUGUCAUCUUAUUAGGUGUAUAAAACACAUUUUCCAGUGUAAAUUGUGUCCAAGAAAUGUGGUUCCGACUCUGCGGACCAUGUGGCAGCAUGGCUACCAGGUUAUAGUCUCGUAUGAAGAAGAUCUGGAAGUGCUGAAGCACUGUGAGCUGUGGCCUGCAAUCCCAUACUGGUGGGGAAACAAAACUACCACUCGUGCUCUCAUCCAGUUUCUAGAAGCCAUGAAGCGGAUGGGCCGUCCAGAAACAUUCUUCGUUGCGGGGAUUAACCUCACCGAAAAUUUAAGGUACAUUCUUGUACACCCAUUUGGAUCACUGAAGACAAUGACACUCCGGAGUCUUCCAUGCUUGAAAAUCUGGGUGAGGAAGCAGUAUCCAGGACCACAAAAAGAAUGUAUUAACAUCAUUGCUGGAGACUUCAUAGGAAACGACGAUUUUGUCAGAGAUGUGAUAGAACUUAACGCCAAAAUUAAUCCUCAGUUACACUGUCCCAGCAAAGGGUCUGGAACAAAGAGCAUUUCAUUUGCAGCUCUUUAAAAAAUCUUUGAAAAGCUGAAAGGACUUUGUGUGCAUUUAAUAUUUCCUGGUUUAAACAUCCCGGACUACACAAAGAUCUGGUUAACUUAAACCAGGGAUUUUUAAAAGCUCAUUAAGAAAAACUCUCUCAAAAUCAUCAGGCUUUCAAAGUCUUUUCUUGAAAAAGGAGAGCAGGAAGGUCUUGUUGAAGUCAUUAUAGAAAUGUGGAAUAGGCAUAAUUUACUUGGGAGGUGCUUAGAUCCUGUAGCAGCUGAAAAUAUUGAAAGUCUCAAGAACUAUUUAAUAUAUGAGCAAGAAGUAGAAAUGUCACUAACUGCACAAAUAAUUCUGUGAUUUUAUUUUCUUUCUGCACAUACUUGCAACCCCAAUUCUCAGUAUUUUAUCAGUGUGAAACUAACUUGCUGUUUUCAUGGUUUGUAUUGAAUAUACAAGUGAGCAAUUGAAAAAAAAUGUUUUAACCUAUCAAAGAUACUGAUAUUCUUACUUGCCACAAUCUUUAUAUGUAUAUCAAUCUGGAGAUCUAGUAUUAGCUGUAUUAUGUGCUGAAUAUCAGUUGUGAACCAUUUCACCAGCAUGGUAGUCACAACAUUCCUACUAUUUUUAAGAGAUGUGUAACAGAACACUUUGUUCUUGUUAUCAUCGAUGCCAGUUCUGCCACAGCCAGACCCAUGGACAGUUUUGUCUGCUGCAGUGAAAUGUUUUUAUAUUAGGAGCUGCAAAAACACCUCUUACAUUAGAAAUUAGUUUCAUAUGUGUCUGCUUUCUGUCUGAACUCAGACUGCUCUAAAAAUACAGAUCAUUGGAUCGUCAUGCUUAUGUGAGGUUUCACGACUGAUGUUCCUUUAUUUACAUAUUUUUGUAGUACUAUAGUUUUUUCCUCUUGAUAAGUAUUCCUUACUUGCUUAAACACUGUUUUAUGUAAAUUAAUUCUAUUUUUCUAAUUUUUAAAUGAACUGUGCAAUAACAGAUGAUCGUGAAGGUAAGAGAAAGGACAAAGAUCAGGGCUAAAACAAAA
Molecule: messenger RNA, 2171 nt
Organism: Lagopus leucura (white-tailed ptarmigan)
Lineage: Eukaryota; Metazoa; Chordata; Aves; Galliformes; Phasianidae
Gene: PLCXD1
Product: phosphatidylinositol specific phospholipase C X domain containing 1
Exons: 7
Coding region: 146-1156 (336 amino acids)
Biological process (GO): lipid metabolic process
Molecular function (GO): phosphoric diester hydrolase activity
Source: RefSeq, a predicted model, not a curated record